Pimephales promelas (fathead minnow) is the source of this 2612-nucleotide messenger RNA. It is a transcript of the gene irak1, whose product is annotated as interleukin-1 receptor-associated kinase 1. Gene Ontology annotation, molecular function: protein binding; ATP binding; protein kinase activity. Lineage: Eukaryota; Metazoa; Chordata; Actinopteri; Cypriniformes; Leuciscidae. Gene Ontology annotation, cellular component: plasma membrane. Gene Ontology annotation, biological process: signal transduction; protein phosphorylation. The record is from RefSeq and is a predicted model, not a curated record.
UAACUUCCAUAACACAUAACAACAACAUAUCACAUGCUUCACAAUACAAUAGAAAUUAUAAAGAAAAUGAAAAGAGAAAAUAGCGGUAGUAGUCAGGGGUGCAAUCUUUCCGCGCGGUAGCUCAUGAAUAUUAAGCAGAUGACGCAAUAUUAAAAUCGGUUACGCAAUAAAUAUUUAUGAGCCACUGUCAGGCAUUCGCCAUUACAACAAUACGUUUCGUGACGGCUGUGGUAGAAGAAAACAAGACCAUUGACACAAGUGACAGCCGCAAGUAAGAAAAUCCCGUGUUCAAGAACCACGUAAAGCAAUAUCAGAGCUGAUGAAAGAGAUAGAGAGAGAAAGAAAAGACUUACACAUCUCAUAAAGUCAGUUAAAACCCAAACACCGAGGCCGGGUUUUUGAAAAUGUCUGGAGCUGAGUUUGAGAAGGAGUUUCUGUACAGCUUACCCGCGUGUGUUAUGAGUCACUUUACACGGAUUAUGGACUCACUUUCACACUCUGACUGGAUAUUGUUCGCUUCACAGGUAAUAUCUGAUCAGACUGAACUACGCCUUUUGGAACAAAACCCCAGACGCACUGACAUCCUCAUGCACAAAUGGGGCUGUCGUAAUGGGACAGUGGGAGAAUUGGUGCAGAUUCUUGACAGCUUGCAGUGGUUUCGGGCCCGUGAUAUCAUUCUUGAAUGUAGACCUAUACCGCAGUCUCGUUCGGAGCAACAGUCGGCUUCAACGGUACCACAAGACACUGCAUGUCAAACCAGUACAGUCAGCUUUGUCAAAGAGAUUCUCCGUGAACACGAAAUCAGGCCUCUACCCAAGCCUAGCCCUCCACCGCCCGAUCUGGACUCGAUUGAUUCAAUAUCCUCAAAUAUAGCUGAAGAGUGCCCAUACAAGAACCGUGUGGAUCCCCCGCCUCUUUACUCAACUGCGAUGAGCUGGCCGUUUGAGGAAAUACAGCGAGGAACAUGCAACUUUUCCCCAUGUAAGCAGAUUGGUGAAGGGGGUUUCGGGCACGUGUUUCAAGCUGUGAUGAGAAACACUGAGUUUGCUGUGAAGAAGCUGAAAGAGAACUCUCAUUUGGAUUGGAAUGUUGUGAAGGAAAGUUUUAGGACGGAAGUGGAAAAACUCUCACAAUACAGGCAUCCCAACAUAAUGGACUUUGUUGGCUACUGUAUAGGAGGACAAACUUAUUGUCUCAUAUAUGUUUAUAUGCCGAAUGGCUCUUUAGAGGACCGACUACGCUGUGAGGACAGCAACGCCCUCUCUUGGUCACAGCGUGUAAAUGUUGUAGUGGGCACUGCGAAAGCUAUUCAGUACCUGCAUUCUUGCUCACCUGCACUUAUUCAUGGAGAUAUCAAGAGCUCUAACAUCCUUUUAGGGGAUCACCUGGAGCCCAAGCUGGGGGACUUUGGAUUGGCGCGUUUAUGUCAGAGCCCCGGCAAAACCCCAGGCAAAACGUCCACGGUGGCUCACACUGCAACGGUACGGGGAACCCUCGCAUACCUCCCAGAAGAAUACCUGAAGGAUGGACAGCUAGGAGUGGAGAUCGACAUCUACAGCUUUGGAGUGGUCUUGCUAGAGAUACUUACUGGACGGCAGGCUCUUGAGGUCAAUGGCCAGUCCAAAACUGUUUACUUGAGAGAUCUGGUUAACGAGGAGGAAGAUGAUGGGAGAAAUUUCAGCAAAGGGAAGCCCUCGCGGGAGCUGUCCUAUGCUCACGCAGCGAAGAACAUCUGCAGGAAACAUCUGGAUCCUCGAUUAAUAACUAAAGACUCACCUAACCCUAAUGGAUCAAUGGAAAUUUCUCAAAUGGCAUGUCAAUGUUUAGAACGACGGAGGAAGAAAAGGCCUCCCAUGACAGAAGUGUUCAGAGCACUUCAAGAUGUGCAUUCAGGGUUGAAGACCUCUGGCCGGUCGACCAUGGUCAGAAUAUCUCCUGUAUCAUCUCAUCCAUCCACCCCUGAGCCUCUGCGCUCCGACAACAGCUCCCUGGACUCUCUCGCCCAUCAGUUCUCCAAACUCCACCCUCAAGAGGACACAUACCCCUGCCAUCACAAGCCUAUCUUUCCCAGCUUGGCCUCUGAAAUGACUAGCUGCUCAGAGUUGCAUCCUGAAUCAUGGGUUUCACAGUCCUCUGGCAUGCCAUGUGAAUCAGAUGAGAGUCAAGGCUUUUCUCAGUACUUGACAAGUCACUGUAGCAGACCUCAGUUGACGUCAUGUGGGGCCUGUGGUGUUCAGAGCGCUAAAAUAGGCAGUUCUUUAGAGGAAAGCCCAUCACAAUCUAGUCCGAAUGAAGAUUUUUCUGACCAGAAAGUGUUUAUCAACCCUGUGAGGCAACGACUGGUCGAGAAAAUUGAGCUUUAUGAAGAGGGGAGGAUUUUAACUUCUGAUCUGCUAUCAUCAGGAGAAUCGUUAUACCGAGGGAUGAGUGCUCAAACAAGGGAGCCAGAAGAGAGUGAUGAGUUUGCAAGUGAGACAUCUGGAGUCAACAUGCAGUCACCGGCUGCAGUUUAACACUGGAUGUUUGGAAGAAAAUUUUGGUCCCACUUUAUAUUAAGUGGCUUUAAGUACUAUGUACUUACAUAGGAAAAUAAGUACAAUGUACUUAUUGUG